Messenger RNA from Malus domestica (apple), 3458 nucleotides. Its product is annotated as disease resistance protein RPP2A-like. The record is from RefSeq and is a predicted model, not a curated record. Lineage: Eukaryota; Viridiplantae; Streptophyta; Magnoliopsida; Rosales; Rosaceae. Gene Ontology annotation, biological process: defense response.
CUAACUUUUUCGUUUCUGUUGUGUAUUAGGUCAUAUCUUGAACGUUGUCUUUUUUUUUCUUAUAGAAAGGAACCAGAGCUCAUCAGAGAAAUUCUUGAAACGGUACGAAAUGAAGUCGGUCCUUUAUCAUUGGAGCCUGAAGAAAACCUGGUUGAAGUUAAUUCCAAACUGAAGCGACUAGAUGUGCUUUUAGAGCUAGAGUCAAAUGAUGUUCUCUUUAUAGGGAUAUGGGGGAUGAGCGGGAUAGGUAAGACAACCAUUGCCAAGGCAUCUUAUAAGAGGAUUUGUCACAAAUUUGAAGUCAAAAGCUUUCAAGAAAGAGUUAGAUAGGACUCGAAGGCACACUGUCUGGCUGGUGUACAGAGGAAGCUUUCCAGUAGCCUUAUGAAUAGAAAUAUACAGGACUGGAACGUCUGUGAAACCGCCAGAAUGAGAUACUUCUUACUUCAGAUAAAGGUUCUCCUCAUUCUUGACGACGUGGACGAUAGUAGUCAGUUAGAAAAGCUUUGUGGAAACCCAGCUUGGUUUUGUCAAGGGAGUAGAAUCAUUGUUACGACUAUAGAUGAACAGUUGCUAAUAUCACAGGGUGUAGAAAGAAGAUUUAAGGUGCCGGAGUUGAGUCAUGUUGGCGCUCUUAAACUUUUUAGCUUGAAAGCCUUGAACAGAGAUAAUCCGCCUAAUAGUCAUAUGGAUCUGUCUAAAAGUUUUGUGAAUUAUGCCAGUGGCGUUCCAUUUGCUCUUGAGGUCUUGGGGUUAUCUUUGAAUGGAAGAGAUCUAGAUGCAUGGCGUGGUCAAUUGCAUAAACUAGGGGAUGAUUUCAUAUUUAAAGAAAAAAUUAUGAAGAUUUUUAAAAUAAUUUACGAGGGAUUAGAUAUGCAUGAGAAGGAUAUUUUCCUUGACAUCGCAUGUUCAUUUAAAGGAGAGUACAAAGAUCGACUAGUUGAAAUUCUAGAUGGUUGUGGUUUUAAUCCAGGUAGCGGCAUGAAUGUCUUUAUGAAGAAGUAUCUGAUAACAAUUUCAGAUAACAUGGUGUGGAUGAAUGAUUUGUAACAAAAAAUGGGUCAAGCAGUUGUUGGUCAACAAUCUAAAGAACCUGGUGGACGAAGCAGAUUAUGGCUCUCUAAGGACAUCUUUCAUGUUUUGAAGGAAAAAACAGGGACACCAACUGUUGAAGGCAUUGUCCUAGACUUGCUUGAAACAAAAGAGGUCGAAUGCCAUCCUGAAGCUUUUUAUCAGAUGGUUAAUCUUAGAUUGCUCAAAGUCCAUAACGUGCGCCUUCCUGAAGGCCUCAACCGUCUCCCUAAUUCCUUGAGAUUUCUUGAAUGGGGAGGUUAUCCUCUACAAUAUCUCCCAUCAGGAUUCGACCCGGAUGAGCUUGUUGAACUUAGCAUGUGUCAUAGUAGAAUUGAACAGCUCUGGAACGGAAAAAAGAAUUUUGACAAGUUAAAAAUCAUUACAGUUAGUCAUUCCAAAAGUUUGACUAGAACCCCUGAUUUUGAGGGGAUUCAGAAUCUUGAGGGAUUAGAUCUUGAGGGAUGCGAAAGUCUGGUUGAGAUUCACUUUUCCAUAGGAACUCUCAAAAAGCUUUCUUUCUUGACCCUUAAAGAUUGCGAAAGUCUCGAGCUUCUUCCGGAUGAGAUUGAAAUGGAGCACCUUGAAGUUCUAGUUCUUUCUGGCUGCUCAAGCAUUAAAAGGAUACCGAAUUUUGUGGAACCUAUGGAGCAUUUACGGAAGCUUUCUUUAGAUGGGACCGGUGAAAGUAUACUUUCAUCAGUUGAACAUCUAACUAGUCUUUCUUUAUUGGACUUGAGAGAUUGCAAAAAUCUGAAAUGUCUUCCUAGUGCCAUUGGAAAUUUGAGGGCUGUUAAAAGUUUUUGAUGUGUCUGGAUGCUCAAAUCUUUUGCCAAAUUGCCAGAAAGCCUCGGGAAAUUAGAGUUUGUGGAGAAGAUUAAUUUAAGUGGAACUGGUAUAAAGGAAUGCCCAUAUCCAUUGCCCUGCUGAAAAACCUUAAAGCAUUGAUCUUUCGUGGAAUGGAAGGGCCAUCACGACGACCAUGGUGUACGUCGCUCCCUUUUAGAUUAAUGCCAACAGGGAGCCUUCAUCAUUCCAUCAGUUUUUGUUCUUUAAUGGAAUUAGACUUAAGUGGUCACAAUCUUUGUGAAGGAGCAAUCCCCAAUGAUAUUGGCUGCUUAUCGUCUUUGGUAUCAUUGAACUUAAGUGGAAACAAUUUUGUUAGUCUUCCUACAAGCAUUAGCCAACUCUCUAAGCUCGAGAAUUUAUACUUGAGUCGUUGCAGGAAGCUUCAACACCUUCCAGUUCUUUCAUCAGGUGUAGAUUUACAAGUAACUGCAAAUGAUUGUACUAAACUGUAAACGCUGGAAUGUCCCUCAAAUUUGGGCAGAUUGAAUUUGUCAUUCUUCAAUUUCAUCAAUUGCUUUGGAAUGCUUGAGAAAGAAUGCUACAAUCAUAUUACAUUUACUGUGCUCCAAAGAUAUCUUAAGGGAGUCCCUUAUGCAGAAGAUGGAUAUGAAAUUGUGAUGCCUGGAAAGGAAAUUCCUGGGUGGUUCACUCAUCAAAGGAUGGGACCAGAAGUCAGCGUCGACCUAACUCCACAAUGGCGUUAAACAAGAUGAUGGGAUAUUCUCUGUGCGCUGUAUUUGAAGUUUAUGGGAGCGGAUGGGAGCUUUCUGGUGUUUUGGAAGUCAAUGGAAAGGAAGUGUACCCUGCGCCUCUACUUUCUUCGGAUGUCCAGCCCGUCUCAGAUCAUAUUUGGCUACUCUGUGUGUCUCGUAAUAUAAGCGUUGGUUACAGUUGCAAUCAGUUAAAUUUUCAUUUCAAAAGCUCAGGCCCCUGCUUGGUGAAGAAUUGCGGCAGUCUUUUGGUGUAAGAGAGCGAUGUGGAAGAGUUGGACGACAUAGUGUAGCAAACGGAGGAGGACCUGGUGGAAGUGGUAGAUUGAGGGGUACGCUGGUCGGCUUCGCGAAUACGUUUGGGUUCCAUCCGUCAUUUCUAAUAGCAAAGCAAUGAAGAUGGAUGCUAAAGGUGUCGUGUCUUUGUUUCUCUCCUGAAAGGUGAGAGUUACUCUCUGCGUGAGAGGUCUUCUCACUGGGUUUUGAGUGGUAAAAAUUCCGACGGAUCGCUUGGUUGCCGGCCUUAGCAGUGGUCAGGGUCGGCGGCAACCCCCUUUUCGUUGUUUUUUUUUUAUUAUUAUUUAUUUUUAUCUGUGUUUCUCCUGUUUUCCCGUUAGUUUUUCACUACCAUCCCAUCCCCUUACGCCCUUGAUCGGUAAGCCUCAAAUUCCGACCACCCCCUUCAUCUUCUUCCUGCUAUUUUUUCACCUACAUGGUUCUAGUCAAUCAAUCUUCUUUUAAGAAUUGUGCUCGAUAGUUUGAGCGUAUUAUAUUAAUGUUUAUAUAGAGAUUACAAGUAGAAUUUGAGUGAAGAACAAACUCUUCAAA